AUGAAGAUAUUAUUAUUUUUAUUGUUUGCUACAUAUUCGCGAGCGGCAAUUGUAAAAGUGCGUGCAGGACCAGGAUAUGACUGUGCGUAUUGUCAGCCAGAACAGCUGCAUAUUUCUUUUGGAUCAAAGACCAACGACAUCGUGGUAACAUGGUCUACGUUCAACGAUACGACCGAGAGUCGAGUGCAGUACGGCGAGGGUGUGAUGGACAAGGAGGCUGUGGGCUACAGCACUCUUUUUACGGACGGCGGCCCACAACGUCGCAGCCAAUGGAUACAUCGCGUGGUCCUGAAGGAUCUAAAGUAUGACACACAUUAUGUAUACCACGCCGGUUCGGAAUACGGGUGGUCAGAGGAGUUCUCGUUUAAGACCGCUCCAGCUGGCCAGGAUUGGGUGGUGCGGGCGGCCAUCUUCGGUGAUAUGGGCAACAAAAAUGCACAUUCUCUGUCGUACCUGCAAGACGAGGCGCAGCGUGGGCACUUCGACCUGAUCCUGCACGUGGGUGACUUCGCGUACGACAUGCACGACGACGACGCUCGCGUGGGAGACCAGUUCAUGCGGCAGCUGCAGCCGCUGGCCGCCAUGCUGCCCUACAUGGCUUGUCCCGGGAACCAUGAGGAGGCCUACAAUUUCAGCAACUACCGUGCUCGCUUCUCGAUGCCAGGUCCCCACGAGAGCCUGUUCUACAGUUUCGACCUCGGCCCCAUUCAUUUCGUCUCCGUUUCCACUGAACUCUACUAUUUCCUGCAGUAUGGUCUCAAAGUGCUGGAUAAUCAGUACCGGUGGUUGGAGAAGGACCUCAGUGAGGCCAAUAAGGAAGAGAAUAGGCGCAUACGGCCUUGGAUCGUACUAUACGGUCACAGACCGAUGUACUGUAGCAACCUGCGCGAUGAUUGCUGGAAUAACUACUUACCCAAUCGCGUGGGAUUGCCUCUUUUGGGACUAGGAAUGGAGCCUCUGUUGAAACAGUACGGCGUAGAUUUGGUGAUUUGGGCUCACGAACAUUCGUACGAGAGGCUGUGGCCCGUCUAUGACGAGAAGGUUUAUAAUGGCUCGUUGGAGCAUCCAUACACUAACCCUGGUGCGCCGGUGCACAUCGUUACCGGCUCAGCCGGCUGCCAGGAAAAAACUGAUCCAUUUAAGCCGAACCCGCCCGUUUGGUCCGCGUUCAGGUCCAGCGACUACGGGUACACCAGGCUGAAGGCCUACAACAAGACUCACAUUUACAUGGAACAGGUUGAUGUGGACCUUAAAGGCAAGAUCAUCGAUUCAUUUUGGCUUAUCAAGGAUCGUCACGGAGCCUUUACGAAUUUAUAA
Molecule: messenger RNA, 1317 nt
Organism: Parnassius mnemosyne (clouded apollo)
Lineage: Eukaryota; Metazoa; Arthropoda; Insecta; Lepidoptera; Papilionidae
Source: the annotation of a GenBank genome assembly